CACGUGCCACUUUCACAUCGGUUUUCUACAUCUCAUUCAUGACUUUGACCUGACCCUUGUUUACAAUGCCAAAGUGUUUAGGUUAGAUAUGGCAAGUCCUUCGAAAGCAGAAAGCAAUGCCCGGACUCUAUGCAACGAAGCUUUAAGCCUUGUGGGGCAGUUGAAGGUGAGAUUGGGUGAAACCUCUGAUGGAGACAAGACUAAAGUUGAGCAGAGUCAUUCAGAGAGAGGACAGAAAACUCCUGGGAUUGCAGUAGCCUCGGCUAAAAAGCCUGCUGGACUAAACAUGGUCUCCAAAGGUGAUGGAUCUGAGACAGGAAAAGAAGCUGUAAAAGAUGGCACAUCGAGUGGUGUAAUGACACAAGAUGAGAAAGCUGCAUUGCGGAAGGCAAACAAGGCAGCAAAGAAACAGAAGAAGGAAGGAGGGGGCAAAAAGAAAGAUGAGCCCAAGAAAGCCCCUCAGGAGUCUCAAGAAAUUGAAACUAGUACAAUGGCUGGAGAGAAGAGCAAAGCUGAACUGAGAAGGGAGAGGAGAGCUGCACAGGAGUCACAACGAGCAGCCAAGGAUCAGAAAAAAAGUGAAACUGCUCCUAGGGAGAAAAAGGACAUUUCAAUAGUUACAAAGACUACUGAAGCAGAGAGGAAGGAUUCCCCUAAGAGAUCAACUCACUCACCAUCCAAGGAAACAAGAAAGUUAGGGGUGGAUUCUAAUAAGGCUGCAGCUGAAAGUGGUGGUAAGCCUAUCACCAGCAUAGGAGUAAGUUCAACCAGAAGACUCCAGCUCUUCUCCCACUUGGUGCAACACGAGAAGAGGACCAUAGCACCCCCUCAACUCAUGUGGAAUAAAGCAAAGCUGCAUCCAGCAGUAGCCACAGUUGGUCUUCAGAUCUCCCAGGGCUUGGUGCAGGGGUCCAAUGCCAGAGCUCUUGCCAUGCUCCAUGCAUUCAAAAAGGUUCUGUAA
Molecule: messenger RNA, 961 nt
Organism: Darwinula stevensoni
Lineage: Eukaryota; Metazoa; Arthropoda; Ostracoda; Podocopida; Darwinulidae
Source: the annotation of a GenBank genome assembly